CGUAGUUCUUCAACAAGUCUAUGAGAAAGUCUUCAACAAAUCAGAAAUAUUUGCCAACGCAUGUAGUUUUUCGAAAAGUAGAUUUCGUCCGAAGAGCUAGCCUAGCGUCUCCUCAGGAGCAGGACAAUAUGAAGUUCUUUUCAACGAGGAAUGUUGGCGCUGAACACUGAAAUAAUCUGCUUCAAAGAAUAUGGUUGGCAAAAAGGGAAGGAAAAAGUCACCUGAAUCCAUUAGAGCAACACCUAAACGAAGAUCAACCACUGCAAAACGAUAUUUUAACUCAGGAUCUUCAAAUUCAGAUUCAGAUGAUGAAGAAGAAUUUCAGCCUCCCAAAAAAUCUUCUAGAAAAUCAAGACUACAGGAAAACAGUGUCGCCAAAACUAGAAAAACCCAAGAUAAACCUUUAACAUCAGAGGAAGUUAAGGGUAGUUUGGCUGAACCCUUCCCUUUUGGCAGUUCUCAGCCACUUCUAUCAGAAUCAGAAAGUUCUGAUGAUGACAAUAGCAAUGCCAAUUUAGAGCGUAAACAUUUCUCUAACGCUGUGCAAAGUAAACAGAGAGCUUGUGGUUUAGCUGGAGCAAAAAACCAAAGAUCAAAACCAGAAGUGAAUUUAAAAGGUAAAUCCAAAGACACUGGGAAAGAACAUGAAUCUAAAAAGAGAUCUUCGGAUUAUCAAGAAGGAAAGAGUGUUACAAAUACAGAAGAUUGCAAACAAUUAGUAAACAAUUCAGUUGUAAAAGUUAUAAAUGAAUCAAAACCUGUGAAAUGUGAUGCUUCAAUUAAAACUGAAAGCAAGAAGGCAGAACAACAAACAAGAAAAAGCUUGAGAAAGACAAAGAAUUCUGAUAUUGUUUGUAAAAAAAUGGAGGAGGAUGACAAAAACAUGACAAAGAAAAAAAGGAAACUUAAAGUCAACGAGAAUGAGAACAAUUUGAAACCAGAUGGAAAACGUUUUGCCCAAAAAAAGAUGAAAGAUGUUGCAAAUGUCCCACUGAAGGUUCAAAAGUACUUAGAUAGUCUUGCAGGGUCAAGUAACUUAGUGGACGUGGGAAUGUCUUCUGAGGGAAUUGAAAGUGACAGCGAAGAUGACUGGCAAGAUGUCCAUGAGGCUGAUAUUGAUAAGUCAUUGCUGGAGAGCCCAAAGAAGAAUGAAAAUAAGGAGAUGACUGUGAAAGAUGUUGCUGUUAGUCUAAAGGUCAAAUCUUUAUAUCAGUCAAAAAGCCGAAAGAAUAGAGAAAAGUUUUUGCAGUGUGUUGAGCGAACGAUGCGAAAAUUUCAGAAUGAAGUCAAAACCAACUUACACAAAAGUCACCUUGUUUGCUUGGUUGCAAGGCAGAUAUUACUGAACAGAACCUGCAAUGACCUAACUUUAAAGGCUCUUUGGCUCUCGUUAAUACCAACAAGUAUGUUGAAGUUACCAACAUCCAAGUGGGAAUUAGCAGAGCUUCGAAAAUUUCUUAAUUGGUUUCAAUUGCAAGAUAUUGAUAACCUACAUAUUUCUCUUCAAAAGAUAAACAGAAAACCGAAGCGCAUCCCGCAAAUUCAGCUUUUUGUUGCUGCACUUCGUGCUAUUGGCCUGCAGGCAAGACUGGUCAUGUCCCUACAACCAAUCACUUGGAAGGUUGACAACGCAAAUUUAUUCCGUCUAGGAAAUGGAAAGGAGCAAUCAUUAGAGACGAAACCACCAGUCGCAAAACUGAAAAACAGUCAGUCGAAAGAUGGCUCUAAACACCAAGGGAAAGUCACAAAAUCAGAGUUGGAAGAAGAAGGAAUGAAGAGAAAUGACAGCACAAGUAAAUCACCCUAUUUCAUGACAGAUACUUCAGAUUCUGAUAUUAAAAAGGAGUUGCAAGCAGCCGAGGGAAUCGGCAAAAAGAAGUCGACGCCUAAGCGUAGAGUUACCAAAGCUGAAGCUACCGUUAUUGAAAAUGUAAAGAAGUCUGCUAAAUCGAGGAAAACAAAUUCCAAAGAAGUUAGGCUUGACAAAAGAAAUCAGAACGGUAAAAGGAUGCGAGCACGUAAGAAGAUUGAUUAUAAAGAAACCGAUAACGAGGCUGAUGAUAAAGGCGAUUGUAAUGAUACGGACACUGUGAAGGAGAGCUGUGAAGAAGCUCAAAAUGAAAGAAAAUCAGAUGAUGAUGAUGAUGAUGAUGAUGAUGAUGAUUUUAUUGAAGCAACAAAAAGCUCACGAAAGUCCAUAGCAUCAAAAUUGUCAGAGAGGAGAGAAAAGAGAAGCUGUAUGCCCUCUGUUGACAGAGGUUACGCAAGGAAGCUUGUCAAGACAAUUGACGAUGAUGAUGAAUUCGACAAAACCAGUAAGCCAGUGAAGUUCAGAAAAAGUCUUAAUAACAAAGCUAAUUCGCCCACAGUAAAAGUCAUCUCUUCGGAUUCAGAGUCAUGUCAAAGCAAAGAAUCUUUGAACUUUGUCAAAAAUUCAAUUUCAGCUUGUGAUACAUGGUGCGAAGUUUAUCUAAAGUCAGUGAAGAAGUGGACAUGUGUCGAACUGGCUAAUAAAUCUAUUAACGAACCCUCAACAUGCGAAAGAAAUGCAACGCAACCACUUAUUUAUGUACUUGGCAUUGACAAUGAGAAUGCGAUCAAAGAUGUCACGUGCCGUUAUUCUGCAAAGUUCAUGUCUAAAACUCGUAAACUUCGCAUUGACAGAGAGUGGUGGGCUCAAACUCUACACCCUUACGAGACUAAGGAGCGAAAACGAGACAACCUAGAAGAUACCGAAUUAAAGAUGAAUUUGAUGCAACAGCCAUUUCCAACGACCAUUGGUGAAUUCAAGAACCACCCACUUUACGUUCUCGAAGGCGAUCUCUUGAAGUUUGAAGCCAUAUAUCCCGAAUCACCGGCAGUUUUGGGUUAUUUCAGAAACAAGGCCAUUUAUUCCAGAGACUGUGUCCAUAUUCUCCAUACUCGAGAAAACUGGUUAAAAGAGGCGAGAGUUGUCAAGCAAGGUGAAAAGGCUUACAAGAUUGUUCGGGGAAGGCCUAAACGGAACACACCCAUUCACGAAAGAGACAAGGUUAAAAUCGAUCUCUUUGGUUUGUGGCAAACUGAAGUUUACAAGCCUCCUCCGGUUAAAGAUGGGAAGGUACCCCGUAACGAGUAUGGAAAUGUGGAACUCUUCCAGCCGUCCAUGUUACCUCCAGGGGGUGUUCACGUGCCAAUCCAAGGUAUUCACAAAACCGCGAGAAAGCUCGGGAUUGACGCGGCUCCUGCAAUGAUGGGUUGGGAUUUUCACGGCGGAUGUGCCCAUCCAAUAAUCGAAGGCGUCGUUGUUGCUGCAGAAUUUGAGGAAAAACUCCUUGAUGCAUGGCAAAAGGACGAAGAUGAGAGAGAGAGGAAGCUAAAAGAGAAAAAGGAAAAGAAGAUCAUCGAAAGAUGGAAACUUUUGGUCAAAGGGCUUAACGUUCGCGAACGAAUAAGAAAGAAAUACAACUUCAUGGAAAGCGAAGACGUGGAGCGUCUUAAAACUCGAAAAGAUAGCAAGUCUGCAACGGAUGUUCUGGUCUCUUGGCCGCUAAACAAGCAAGAAGGGACGUCUUCUCUUAACGAAACAGGUCAUUGUCACGUUUUUCCUGAUUCAAGUCACAAGCAGAACAAAAUUACGGGAGAGUGGACCAAAAGUUGUUCAUGUGGUCUGUCUUUGCCUUUCGAAAAACUCUAAUAUGUUUCUUGAUCACGUAAAGCAAAUUCGGAGAAUCUUUUAAAAGACAACAAACAUUAUGAAUAUAUUCAACUAUAUUAAUGGUAUAAUCAUUUGCAUUGGACUUAAUGGCCCAUAAACAAUAACGGUAUUGACAAUCUUAUUACCACGUUUUUAUGGAAAGCCAGGAUAAUUCAAUUACCUUCAUCAAAGCAAGAUAUUUUUGAUUGGAGACAGCAUUUGCUAGAAUGUCUGCUCUCGAUUCAUAUUUCUAUACGGAUGCAAAGCUAUCGCAUUGUAAAAAAUAUGGCGCUGGAAUUGUGUUUAGGCUAUUGUUCCAGCUAAUGUUCUCGUUAACCAAUCCACAACGAGACAAAUUGCCUUUAAGCGAUAAUGUGCAUAGCAUUGUGAUUAGAUAGAAGGGAAGGAAUUUUAUUGGGUCAUUUAACUCUGAUAAAAGUGAAAAGCGAAAAUUAUGAAGGUCAAGGCUUGAAAUUUUCAACUGAUAAUCCAAGCAUUUUUUACGAUUCGCGGACAAGUACUCACGCUGGAUAGAGUUAUGCAAGAAAUUGUUGUCUCUCUAGCCUCGAUAUGUUUCUUUCAACCUUUGUUGAUUAUCUGCUGUUGGAAAAAGUUUCAUUUAGAUAUUCUAUAAAUUUAGUUUUGGUUAUUGAAUUUUGUGCUGUGUUAUGUUACUUGUAUGUUUAUUUUGUUUGUAAUAAUCGUAAAUAACCAUAGAGUUUUGCAAAAAUAAUCAUAGCCUUGCAUAGACCGUUACAGAACUCAACUCCGGUUUUGUUCUGCUUCAAGCUGUGAGACUGAAGGAUCUCAAAGAACAUUCAUUUUUAAACUCUGAUUCGUGGAUGAAAAGCUUGGUCUGUAUAGACUUUCCCAAAGUCAAUUUUUUAUUAAAUCCGUAAAGCAUUUGUGCUAGUGCGAGGGAUUCGUACUACUGUCCGCAGUUAAGAUAUGCCCUCCCACUAGUACGAAUGAUUUAUGGAUUUAAUAAAAAAUUGACUCUGGGAAAGUCUAGGUCUACAAGUCAUUCACUUUUUGAGGGACAUUACUACAUUUAUUGAUGAUACGCACAUGGGUUUUUCCGAUAGGAGUUGUGGUGGUGCAGUGGGAGUGCAGUGGGAGUGCAGUGGGAGUGAUGUGGGAGUGCAGUGGGAGUGCAGUGGGAGUGCUGUGGGAGUGAUGUGGGAGUGAUGUGGGAGUGAUGUGGGAGCGCUGUGAGAGCACUGUGGUGAUGCAAUGGGAGUGCUGUGGGACGUGACUACCAGUUUCUGCUUGGUCCUGGUCAAAACCGAUCGUUUGUCUGUCAAACUGCCUUGAGGCACAGGAAAACUCGAAAAUAAGAGACACAAAUAAGAGGCAAAAAUAACAAUAAAAAAUAAACCAAAAAUAACAAAUGGCUGUUAAUUAGACGACACACAUUUUGUAAAAUGAUGGCUAGGGGGCGCUUCUUCAGAUUUUCUUCCUUUCGGUAUUAAAUUUUGUGCUAAAAACUGAAUAAUUAGAAAAACCAAUAACUUUCAAGCACUUUCAAUUUUAUUCUUAUUUAUGCGAGCAUCUUUAUUAAAAAAAGUGUCUUUGUUCUCAAAUAACAAGUUCUAAUUUGCUGGCACUUACUAGUAGUGAAAUUAAUACAAUUUGCCUUUGUAGAUAUUUUUGCAUUUGUAGAAAUGGCGUUUUGGGUGGGGGAUUCUUAGGUUUGAAAAACGGGGUGAUUAAUAACUAAAUGUUUCUCCUUUUGAACUCACUGGGACAAACGCGUCUGGGACAAACCCGUAUGCAGAGCAAGGCAAAUGCGCAACCAAGAUGCAGUCAUGGAAACGCCGAGGGCAGGGCACACCUGAAAACUAGAAACAUUUAAUUAAAUCUGAGAAGUUGAUAGUGCCAGGGCACUUGGCAUGGAGUUGAUAGUGCCGCCGCACCCGCACCUGAGGUGCGGGCUGUUGGUGCGCCCGAAAUCUUGUCGAAACCGGCCAUACUAUUCAAACUGGGUGGCAGCAAGCAUGAUAGCAGAAGUAUGAAAAAACUCUAAUACUUUGAUACUACUUUAAUAAUAUGUGUGAAAAAAACAGUCAACGGGGGAAAAUGUAAGUUCCAAAAAAGGCAAAAUAUUAUCAUCAAAAUCAUCUAUCUCUAACUUGGAACUGUGUCUCACAUUAAAGAUAUAAUAAAAGUGUCCUUUUAAUAACUACCUUCAUAAUACGAAUCCCAGUCAAAUUUUACUUGAAUUGAAUUAGGUACUCUGGGUACAUCUGGUUGUCUGGAAACACCACAAAAAUUGACGGAUUGGCUACAUCGUUAACGACUGAGUCAUACAGCUCGGUUCCCUGUCCUUUACACGGUGCUACCUUUAAACCGCUUUUUCCUUGCGUAUAUUCACCGACAAGAACCUUGACAAUAUACAUGUAUCUGUAUCCAUCUUGGCUGGGCUGGGCGUACCCUACCGAAUAUUCAGCAUUAACGGCGAAAUAGUUUCCAUUUCCAUAUGCAGCUGCUACGAAAAGAUGCAAACGUUAACUCAAAUAUUUGUUGACACAAAUAUGGCCCCAAUUUGAACCGUACCAGACUAAAAUGAUCAAAUUUGGCGAUUUUGAUUCCUGACGAAAAUGGCGAUUAAAAUAUAUAGGUUAGAUAUAAGAAUGUAAAGAGAUUGAAGAAAAUUACGAAUUCUCACUGGAUUAUUUAGAAUAGGAGUGAUGCCAUCUCGAAUUUUUUUUAACUUAUCUUCUCCCUAAUCAUCGCAAUUGGCCCAUAUAGUAACAAAAAACUCACUUUUUCAAACGUAUUAUUGAUAUACUUGUUUUUAGUAGUGCUUGCGUCUACAUGAACGAAAUUUAAAGCAAAACAAAAAACACCCUCCCUGAAAGACUUUUGACCCCCCGUAAUUCGAAAAAGCCUCUCGAACAUUCAUUCGAUCAACAUUCAGAUUCGAAAGCUAAGGCCCUGUUCACACGGGAACGCAAUCGUUCCGUUCCAUUUUUGUUCCAGUUUCUGGAACGGAAAAGUAUACUGUUCACACGGUAACGGAACGAUUGCGUAUCGAUUUUUGUUUAUGUUCAGACGGGAACGCAAUCGCUCCGUUCUGCCAUUUGCGCGCCAAAAUAAGCAAAUGAUUUUUAAUGCGCAUGUCCAUAAUGGAGAGAUAGAUUUCAUCAUUUCGAUUUAUCUCUGAGCUAUCUCUGAAUUUUUUAAACAAUUUGAAUAAAUGGAGAAUACAAAAUAAGCAAGCUCGUGGGAAAAUGGAAGCCAACCCUAAAAGGAAGGAAUUUCAAUGUUUGCAGAUUGUGUUGAAUCUUUUAAAUGGACUGACGACGAGAUUCAGCUGCUUCUCGAGGUGAUGAAAGACUACCAGUCCAUCCAAGCCCCAAGUAACCACAACUACCACAACACAGACGCAUGCGCCAAGGGCAAAACUCUUAUCGUUCUAUUUUCAGGACCAGUUCUGCGCGUUCACACGGGAACGGAACGGAACGGAACGGAACGAUUGCGUACCGUUCCACUUUUCGUAUCACUUAUUUUAUCGUUCCACUUUUUGGAACGGAACGAACGUGAACGGAAAAAUUUGUAAAUUAGGUUUGAUUGGUAAAUUUCUUUUGUUACUAGUAUUUUAACAUAGUUAUUAGCUCUUAUUUUAAUCUUUUAAACAGGUCAGGUUGAAAAACAUAUGUAUGAACCUUUAACCUGUAUAAAUAUUAUAAAAAUAUUAUAUUAUAAAAAAAAAAUGAAAAAAUGUCAUUUGAAGCGUUCCCGUGUGAACACAACCCCUGAGCGUUCCGCUUUUCGGAACAGAAUCAAAGGCUGAACAGUGAGUGCAUCUAUGACGGGAUUAUGAACCAUUCCUAGGGUUAAGGUAAGUAUACAAUUGAUUUUGUCUAAAUGUGAAAUGUGGGUGGGGAGAGGUAAAAACGUAAUUUACCUGAAUCUCGACACGAAAUUUAUCGAUCAUUUGCAAGGUGUUUUUUUAUAUUAUUCUUUGCGAUCGAACAGUGGCGCCAAUAUAGGUUAAAUAGCAACGCGUGAUGACGAACUGGACAAAAUAUAAGGUGGAAAUUUGCUUUGCAAUGUUUUUUGUAGACAAUGUGGUAAAAACACGCUGAAAUGGCGCAAAUGAGCCUAAUUCUAGCUGUGAAGCGAUUUUGUUGUGAGAAUCCUGUGUGCUGAUUGGCUUAGAACAUGGUAGCGAACAGAGCUCUCAGCCAAUCAAAGAUUUGACCGCUAUGCUUACCCUGGUUACCAGAGCCGUGUGCAACCGGGGAUAUAGUAUUGCAGAUGGCUGCGGUGGCAAAGGAUGAGUAAAUGCGGAGGAGGAGAAGGAUAGAGGAAACACAACAUCCCUUUUUCCAAUCCUCGCUCAAAAAAUAUUUCUGUGUCUAGUUUCGAACUAUAGAACUGUUGCAAUUUUUACCGUGUUUUCCAGCAUAACUCCGAUUAAAUCCAUGAUGGUUGAUUUGUUCUAAAUUUUCUUUAGUGGUCCCAUGGAAUAAAUUCCGUUCAUUAUUCCUAGACCCGUUUGCCGUGUCCAUCGCCUUCUUUCUCAAUUGAUAGUGCUUAUAAAGAGUAGGGUUUUGAAUUCGCCACAAUUUUCUGAUUGUUUCCACUCUCCCUUUGGACCUCAACUUCACUUCCUGCUCAACCUCCUGAAAUUCUUUGCUUACAUGCUGCAGCUCUACCUUGUGAUACGGGCACUCCUUGCCAUGAAUGUCCUUGGGCAUCGGCUCCCAGCAAUGUGGCACUUCAUUAAAAGUAUCUGGUAAAAUAAGAUAGUUUUUUAUUCAGGAUAUCAAUAUUGUAAAAACAUAAAUCAAAAACUCAAUGACACUUAGUACUCGGUAAUAAUUGCAUUGUAUUCAAUGAUUUAUUUAAGUUUAGUUGUUACAAUAGUGGAAAACACUAGUUUAGUUUAGACAAACAUUUAGCACUUUUAUGGCUUGCAUAAGGCAGUUAAUUUUCUGCUAGAAAAGGUUGUGCAUUAACUCGAGGAUUCCACGAAAUGUUCCCAUUUAGACCAGACGGAAAUGGCGGGGAGUACCACUUUUGGCGGGCAAAUUUCGAUUAUGAAUUGUGAUAGUAAAUGGGGUAAAAUGGGGGUUUAAUCAGGAGAACCAGGUCCCUGCUUUUCUUCUGCGAAGGAGAAACGUGGCUUGAAUUCCCUGUUCGACCAUUUGGCUGGGCUCGGUUCUACGAUUUUCCGACAAGACGACAUCUUGGAUGGGCUUCCGCUUCCGACACAUUGAACAUUUGUCAAAUAUCCACCGAAAGCCCGAAUUUUUCGACGCAAAAGCCUUUGUUUCGCGUUUUACUUGCACGAUCCCUGUAUUCCGCAUUCCUUGGAAAAUUUGUGCUGGUUAAAUUUUACCACUCCGACAGUGCUGAAGCCCGUACUGUCUGGGUGCAUUCGUAGGCAGCAUAUUGUAAAUUGGUUUCUAAAUACGGCAGGUUCCGAGCUAAAUGUUCGGCAAAACUUCAGAAUGACACAACAAAUAAACAUAGAUAUAGUUUUCUCAAACGUAUAUCGUUGUACGACUUGUACCACUAAGCCUUUCACAAGAGCGAAGUGUACGUGCUCACAAUGCUAGCUCUAACUCUUCACUAACUCAGGAUUCGUAGAGAACGAUAUAUAUAUGUUAAACUAGUUCCUUGUACAAAUAAAAGAUGUAAAUGUGCUAAUCUUAGGUGUCUACAUAAGAGGAAAAACAAGCUAGAAAAACAAUAGGAAUGUGUCUAGAUACAUAUAUAUAUAAGCUGAGUCAAUCCAUAGUGUAGUUCUUAAAAUAAUACUAUAAUAGAGGGUGGGUUUCCUUAGUGACAGUGUUCCUACUAGUAUACGCAAUGCAACAAAGAGUGCGAUGCAAGUCGACGCAAAAGAGUAUGCACAAACAAGUAUGACUAACGCUGGGAGAGUGAAUGAAUGGGGCGAAGGAAAUGCGCAAACGAGGCAGGUAAGAGCGAGGCUUAGCGCUUGGAGUGGCGGUAUUACAAUAUAAAGGUAUGAUUCCUUAACUUACAAAGAUUUCUUACUUUGAAUGAAUUAUAAAAUUUUAACUAAACAGUUGACCCGUUUUGAUGAAAAAGUUCCUAAAUCAAAAGAUUUCCGAGAGCCCCCUCGCCAGGAAGCCAACUGUUAUAUGCCACGAAAUAUCCCCAUGCCCCCCCCCCAAAAAAAAGUCGGGAAGACAUAUUUUUUUGUUUUUCCAUAGUAAUUCAUUGGAUAUACUUGCAAAUGCACUGCUUCAGACAUUGCUAUCUCGUAUUUUCCUUGCAAAAACGAUUUAUACAGGGACAUGAAAUUUCUCGUUCGACCCCCCCCUCCCCAUAUCUUGAAAACACCUCCACGCACGCCCGAUCAACAUCCAGAUUCAAAAUCUACGCCCAGAACUAUCCCAGAAAAACAUCAUUCAAUAAUUUGUUCUCUCAGGGGCAAUGCUCCCCAUAGAGUUUUAAAGUGUGACGUCACCAAAAAGCUUUUUUAGAAUUUUUGAAUUUUAACCACAUAGCGUAAAAGAUCACCAUGAAAUACUUUCAAAUACGCAAAAUUGGCCAAAUAUGUCCAAAAUCGGUUGAGAUAUGGCUAAUGAAAGAUUUGAAGUUUGCUAACGAAUCACUGUUAUUUUGGCUCUGUUCAUAAAGUUAUGAACAGAGACCAAAAAACAGAGGUUUGAUGGAGAGAGAACCAAUAAACAUGUGGCCAUAUCUCUGCCAUUUCGUAAUACACUUGCCUGAUUUUGCAAAUUCAGAGGUAUUUCAUGAUGCUUUUUCAGGUUAUGGGAUCCAAAUUAAAAAAUUCUAAAAAAAGAUUUUUGUGACUUCAUCACUUUAGAACUCUAUUACAGCAACUGGUCUAAGGGCAAUGCUUUCAAUGUCAGGUUGUCAACUUCUACGUCACAGCAUCACGUGAUACGUUUCCCGCUAAAAUAUAAAUAGCUAUUUUGGGGGUCUUACAAACCCAAAAUCGUGGCAAUAUUUUGCAAGCAUGUUCAGAUAGCUUUUACUUACAAGUAUCAAGAUGAAAAAAUUUGGCGCGAAAAUAGGUGGCAUAAGUCCUUUAAAAAUGGCUUUUAAAAAUGCAAACAUUUGAUUAUACUAAAGCUUUCCGUCUGACACUCUUCAGGGUAUAAAACGUCAGAACAUUGAUCGAAAACUCUACGUUAGGAAAUAUAUAUACCCAGUGGUGGAUUGAAAUAGGCCAAUCAGAAACGCGAGCACAUGACUGUUGAGGUUGCCCAAUCAGUGCCACUUGCCUAUGGAGAAUGUUACCAAUAGGUGAAAAGGAACUCCUUUUGUCUACACAAUAGUGGUUUUUUCGUGCUUAUGUAGAUAGAUGCCAAAACUGCUAAAUGAAACGAAUCUAUCUACAUAAGUUAUCCAAGUUUUCGUAAGCUUUUCGAUUUCUUUGGGCUGUUUUGAUUUCAUCUGGAAAUGAUUUUCAGAUUUUCGGCUCUUGGAAACUGAGUGAUAUGAGGCCAUAAUUUGUAUUUAUAAUCCCUUGUAUCACAAAGGGAUUUUGUAUAGAAAGGCUAUGACUCGUUAGUUUUGUCGAAAAAUAUUCCUUUAUAGGAUUUAGAUUGUUCAGAGAUGUUUAUACUUCAAGUGCUAUAAUUUUAGUUGUUUAAUAUGGAUGGUAGAUUGUAAUCCUUUCUCAUUUAUUUUUUCUAGUUAAUCCUAUCUUCCUUCUGCUGCUUAACGUCCAUAUUAAUGGGCAAUAUUUAAAAUGACAUAAAUGUAAAAGAAUUUAUAAUUAUUUAUUUCAUUUUCUCCAUGUUUUGCUAUUUGCUCUAGGCAAAACAACUGGAAUAUAAGUAAAACAAAGCAUAGCAGUCGAGCAGCCUGCAACUUCAGUUGGCGAACUAGGCUUGUUGCCCCUCCUGUCCAAGGGGCAUUUUAGGGCAAACGAAUAUUUUUUUGGGAAAGGAGAGGGGGACCAAACCAAGCAUCAACAAAUGAAAAUUAAAAAUGUUGAAACAAAAAAUGAGCAAAGUUGCAUUUAGAUAAAUAUUGGAGAGAGCAUGGCUUCAUCAGCCUCUUCGUUUUUCAGACCUGUAUUGUUUGUUAUUGUGAACAAAAGCUAGACUCCCAGCUGAUGACUCGUUGUGGUGGAUGUCAACCCCUGCGACGGCUGAAGGAUCAAUCACAUCAUUUAGUAUCCUCCCAUGAGUGGUAUGUAUUAUAGAUCGCCAUAUUUGCUUAAAUGAAUACAUACCUAUAUUGCUAUGGAUGUAGUUUACAACUGCUGUGUUUCCAGCUGGAGUGCCCUCUAUCUGAACAUCGCCUGAAUGGAAAAAUAAGGUCUUUAAAUGACAAAGAACCGGCUAGGCCUAGGCAGCCUUUCCACUAGCCCGGGCUAAAACAAAUCGGGAUAGAAUGUAUCCGUUUUUAAGGUGAGACAAUAAAAACGACAGUUUGCUUUAAACUCGUUUUAAUCCGUUUUUGGUCGUUUCCACCAAGCUGGGUUUAAAUUUAUCCAGACUCAAAUGUAUUCUCCGCUCCUCUACACCUCAGGUAAACCAGAUGUAGAUAAUUAUGCACGUGGAGUUGUUAGAGAUAUCAGUAUUUACAACAAUGUCCCUGAAUUUCUCUGUAUAACGCUGUUGUUGUUGAGUGGAUCAAAAGUUUUCCGGGUUUGGCGUUUCAAUUAACCCACAUAACAGGUUGCUUACUGAUCCACUCACAGAACCGUUUUUAAUCUGUUUUUCAAGUACGUCAGUGGGAACAAAACGCAAAAACGGAUAACUUCUUACUUGUUUUUGUUUAAAGCCCGAUUAGUCGAAAACUCGAAAGGUUUCCCAAAUUUCCAUUUAAGUUUUUCAAGUAGUUUAGUAGAACAAAAUGCAAAAACGGAUAAUUUUUAGGCCGGGUUACUCGAAAGGCUACCAUAUAGACAGGGAAUUUUGUAGAAAAAACUAGCAAACUGCCUAACCUCAAAUUUUAUUUCACAUUCUUACUAAAUCGACCAUGGGGAUUCCAAAUCCAAGAUGGGCCAAAAAAAAUUAUCACCGGAAGUUACUGUUUUUGAUGACGUCAUCAAAAAAAUGAUAAAAAAUCUUUAAAAAUCGGCCAAGGGCUCGAACUCAACUUUUUUUGCAUUUUUGCACUAAAUUAACUAUGCAGAUUUCAAAUCUGAGAUGAAAUGAAAAAUAUCUUGAACGGAAGUCAAAUUUUGUGAUGACGUCAUCAACUUGGAGAAAAUUCACUUUGAACCUUUUUAAUUGUUUUCUUGCAACUAUCAUUGUCAAAUAUGUUCCAUAUUCGAAUUGCACACAUUCAGUGCUUUUAAAAGAUGUAUUGAAUUUCUAUUAUAUUUACUUUUAAACGCUCUUUCAUGACGUCAUCAUCAUUUUAUGACGUCAUUGCCUUUUAAAGGUAAUUGAAUAACGCGUGAAAGGAUGCCUAAAAAUCUUUAGCUAGUUAAAAAAGUCAUUCAAAAUUAAAAUUUCGUUGUAUAGAAAAUGAUAUGGAUCCAUUCAUCCUUCAUCACUGUCUCCUUUGCUGGAACUCUAGAAGAAAAUGUAGUUCCACUCAUCAUCGUCUGCUUUAAGCUGAUCACCUCACCAUAAUUUUUCCCAUGGCCUAGUCCUCAUUGGUUACGGAAUUUUCUUCGACUUCAUUACUAGAGCGCUGCAGAUCUUGCAGUUUUUUUAGCGGAGGGUGUGCAGGGCCCUGCACAAGAUGAACAUAAUUUGUGUGAAAAAAAUUUUAGAAUUAUUUUGCUGACUCCAGUAUUUUCUGCAGAUAUUCACAGCUUUUUUAACGUUGAAGAUCGGAUAUUUUUGUCAUCAAGCCGUUAAGAAACGUUUUUCUCUGUAUAUCCUCUUCGUGCCAUUUCUUAUUUAUUUAUCAAAUGUAUGUUCAAAAUUAGAAUAUGUAAAGAAAUUUUUUAUUUAUCAAAUGUAUGUUCAAAAUUAGAAUAUGUAAAGAAAUUUUUUUCCUAUAAACCACACUAAUACCACCUGUAGGCCAGAUCAUUCUUUCCAUCGUAUGUCUAACCAAAGCUUAAAGGCAAUUUCUCUUACAAUCUUCUUUCGAUAAUGUAACCAAUAGUAAAUGCUUGUGUCAACCAGUAUGGAUCUGGUUGUAGAGCUUCUGAUUAUCUGUUUUUCAUUGCCUUGCGAAUUCCUACUCUUAUCUGCACAAGUGUUUCAUCACAUUUCCCUUUGUAUGAUUAUUUUUGCCCAAAUUUUAUCGCUUUCGUGAGAAUGUCUUUGCAGAUUUCCUGUCUCAUCGUAACUCUCUUGAGCAAUUUUCCCUUUCCAGAACACUCCUAAAGCUUUUUAAAAUGUUAGCUUUCCUUACAACAACAUUACCGGUGUUGUUUCGCAGCCAAUAACUGCAUGAACAGCCGGUAGAUUUUUGGAACUAUCUAAACCCAGGUAAGACACGACGUUCCAAAAUUAACCUACUUCUCGUUGUCAAUCUUUAAGGAAUAUUUCCUUGAAGGCUUUUCACACAAUAAGCAGAAAACUACAUUAGUGUCCUUUCGACAACUAAUAAAUUUUAUCGAUGAGGAAAGAAUGGAAUAUCAAGUGGAUGUCAGCCUUUUCAUAGCUGCAAUUAAGCAAGUAUGUCGUGGAAUCUUUGAUUAUCUUUAAGGUUUGUUCUUUAUUGGUAAACACGAGUGCUUUCAAAAUUAACUGCUUUCCUGCUUUCCUACAAAAUUCCCUGUCUAAUAGUUUCUACUUAAACGAAUACAUUUGGAUCUAUCGACGUCACUCUAUGACUAUCGACAAGCCGGAUCGAGAGUCAGUUCUUUUGAUGAUUUCGCAGUCAUGUUUGAGGAAGGAAAAACAAUUUCAUCCGAUAGAAAUGCUUUGAAGGGAAAGCAAGGUCGAACAUUAUUUAUUGACUGGGAGCUUAUAUUUUAUGGCUGCAUUAUGCUUUAAUUAAGGUGAUUAUUGCUCAUACCUUUAAUUCCUUUCCCACCAUAACCCCCUCACCUUCUCUCCCCCACCAUCCCAUCCCUUCUUCUUCCUUACCCAAAAACUUAUCUCUCACUUGCCUAUCCCUCAGAUUAUGGCUGAGUUCUUCUUCACUACUCAUCUUUCAUAUCCUUUCCUCCGCCUGCUAAACUUUGAAAGAAGAAUUUCUAACCUGUAUCUUCAUUUCCUUUGAAUUACUUACCAUCACUAGAUAGCGUCAUUUUGACUCCAAUUGCUUUCGCGUGGCGAAACAGCUGCUCUUUUUGAAGUUGAGGGCAAUCUUUGAGCGCAUCUAGCUUAAAGCUAACUUUAACAGUAUUCUCCUGGACAAAUUUCUGAAGCAUCUUCUUGGCAAGAUUAACGUCAUUCGAGUCAAACCCUAUAAAAUGAACUCCCCAAACUGUGUCUUGUCUAUAUGCACUUUGACAUGCUUUAAAAAAUCUUUCCAUAGCGCGGAUAGAUUUUGUGUCUUUUUCAUAAGCAACUAUUUUGAUGAGCUUGAUGGCACUGAUCAACGAGCAUUUAGAAUGAUACUCGAAACUGUCUUUGAAUACUUGUAAAACCGUCUCGACAUUGUAACCCUUGCCUCCGGUUCCAAGCAAUGGAAAGGCCACUGAAUGGUAACCAUAAAAAGAAGCUUUUUCCAAUACUUUUACGAUCAAGUCUUGCAGUUUCUAUGGAUAAAAUUUCAAAAAAUCGGCUUUAUUUGAAAACAAAAUGCAAGUAGUAGCUUCUCUGACCUUAUUACUGUAAUGAGACUCAAGGACGCACAGGUAAACCUAGUACGAAUAAAAUUGUUCGACCUCUUUUGAAGGUCACUGUCGAAAUAAAAUGUUAGGCUCCCAUGCAACAUACCGUAAAUCCUCGAAUUAGCCCUCUGGGGGCUUAUUUAUUUUUGAUAUUUUUGGAUGGGGGCUAUACGAUAGGGAGUGGGGGCUUAUAAAAUUAUUGUAGACAUUAAGAAGACAUUAUUAAAAGACCUCGUUUAUUUUAGUAGGAAUUCCUUUAUGAGCAUUUAAUUAAUUAUUACCAAAAGUAUGAAUUUUUGUGGUUAUUAAAUAAAACGCCAAAGGCAACAUCAGAGGGGGCAAUUCGAGGAUUUACGGUAGCAGUGGGGGCUUUUUCGAGGGGGUUUAUUAACAAUUUGUAGUUCUAGGGUGGGAGUCAAUUCGAGGGGGGCUUUUUCGAGGGGGGGGGGGCAAUUCGAGGAUUUACGGUAGUUACCUUUGAGUCGAAACUGCCAAGGACGACAUGGUACACUUCUUUACAAUGAAGAUACCCAGCUUUUGUUGCACGAAAGUCCCAAACGCCGACUUCACCAAACGAAUUGACACUUGUGCGUAUAUCGAAUGCAUAAUGAUUGCCGGCUGCAGCGUACAAAGAUCUAGAGCACCCUGAUGUCGAAGACAUACUACCUGUUGUUGUGUUCACAAUGACAUCAACCUGCAAAGAGGGCCCGUUAUUGUCAUUGCCAUUUCCAUACAACAUCAAUAAUUUCACGCCAUUUUAAAAAGUGCUUUUGCACAAAACUGAAUCCUGCUCUUGGCAACACAAGUAUAUUUUUCAGGGACAAACUCCCCCCUUCCCCCUCAAAGUCCUUUUAACAUCCCUUUUACUUUUCAGUCUUGUUUUGAAACAAUUACCAAUAUUUAGAAAGGCAGCAGCCGCACCACCUUUUUUAUACAAGCAACUUUUUGAUAGCAAGGAGGGAUUGUUUGAUAUUGCUAUAGAAUUCUCUAUAAAAAUUUCUUGACCCUUUAAUUGAUUCGCCCCAAGUUGAUAUUUUUUUGGUAUUCAUUAUGGUCUCUUGUGACGUUUUACCUCUACCAGUUCUACAAGACUCAAACAAUGUUGUGGAAUCUUUUGUUUUCUUGGGUUUUUUUGGUUUAGAAUACUUAGGUGAGAUGUGGGUUUCAUAGCAUUUCUAUUCCCUUUAUUGGGUCGACAAAGCGUGUUCGCUUUUUAUCAACCCACCCAUCCUCACUUGUUUCCUUUAACGAAAAUUUGCUUUCCGGUAUAACCUUAACAGUUUUAGUUUUUUUUCCAGCAUCAUUAUAACUUCUCAAACCUUUGGGCCUCUUUUAUGCCAUUGACGUUCUGAUGUUUAUAGGUAUGAUUUUUCGCCCUACAACUUGCAUUGUAACUUCUGUCUCCAGUUAGAAAGUCUGCUGAAGCUCAUACCUACCGUGAACUAGAAUUUUUUCGUGUUUCGUGGCUCGCUAACACCACAGCCUGAAACGAAAUUAACCGCGAAACCACCUGGAUGACUUGGUUUCAAACGUCAAAAUAUUUACAUUUUCAGAAAAAAAUUUCAUGAUUCAUAUUGAUUUAAAGGGAAGCAGUUCCCCCCAAAUCCCCUAGGAAUUAUAUAAAGAAAAUGUUAAAUAGGAUGCUAUUUAAAAGUCUAGAAAAAAACUACAAAAAUGAAAAGUAGAAUAACCACAGUGCGACUUUGCACCAACUUUGUGCCAAUUUCGAAAUGGUGCCAGAUAAUAAAGGAGGACACAUCCUAAUAUAAGAGAGCUGUAGACAUAAAAACUCGAGGAAAUCGUAUUGGAUUGAAACUUACCCGCUCUUUCGCAAUAUCUGCAACUACUGAUUCGACGAAAAAACAGCCUGAUGGGAUAGCAUAGUUAUAUUUUAACAGAGUGCCCAUUGGUUCGUCAUGGUCGGGCAUCCAAAAUAACACAUUAUGCCAAAUGAAAUCAUGAAAUGGUGAAGCUGCAUUCUGCAUUGGUAUUUGUUUACAGACAAAUUUCGAAGCGACAGAGUGCUUCUUGAGCAUACGAUGGCGGAGAUUUUCAAAGUUUUCCGUUUUGAGCAACUCAUUGAUUCCUACCUUGUCUAGCACAACGGAAGCCCUCUCAAUGUGCAACUUUGAUACCACAUUGUCAAGCUUUUCACAAACGAGAUCAAAGUUUUUCAAUAAAAAAGUUCCUUUUUCUGUAUUUAGUAGCUCCAAAAUCGAUGUGGUAUCAAACUUUGGAUUUUUUUCGUUACCCAAGUACCUAGCCAAGGUUUCCAAAGCUUGCUGAUUCUUCUCAGCAAUCUUUCCAAGAAGCAGCUCGUCAAUUCUGAAUCGAGCUCUUUCCACAUCGCUGUCUUUUCCUGUGAUACUCAUUUUCUUGCCAUUGAUUUUCAAAGAGCAUCGUUUAUCCUCCUUUUCGUAUGAGCGAAUUACUUGAUUAAUCUCGUCAUCUAAGAGUUUCAAGGUCUCGAGAGCGAUUGAUACCUGCUUAAACUGUGAUAUGAAUUUUUUCAAAAACAAACGAACCCUUUCUUCUAACGAAGCAUCAUAUUCGUCAAGCUCAACGGACAGACAGCCGUUGUCACCAUUUCUUUCAUCAUUUUUCUUAUUGAAGUUGAUUUGUGCACCAUCAAGACUCGCUUCCAAUCGGCUCUUCAGUUCUUGCCUUGACCAAAUGAAACUGAUAAUAUCUUUAUCGUAAUCCUUUAUGUAGAUUGUCUUUGAUAGACCAUGCAUUGCUUCAUAGAUUUCUUCUGUUUGGUAAAAAUGGAUCAUAAUUAGGCAUAGGCCCUGUUUACAGGAUACUGUAUUAGUAUUGGUAGUGUACGCUGUAACAGCGUAAGAGGAACAACAAAACGAAGACUACGCCAUUAUUCCCCCUGAUUGAUGAGAUGAUUAUCUAUUACAGUAUUUAAUCAAUUAUCUGACCCGGACUUCGUUUAUCCGGACUUCUAUUAUCCGGACUUCGUUUAUCCGGACUUCGUUUAUCCGGACUUGGAUUAUCCGGUCCGUAAAAAAUGUGAAAAACCUUAUGAAAAACUUUUGAUGUGUCGGGGAGCCUUUUGUUGCUUUCCUUUUGACAAGUAUCUUAAAUGGCUUCGCUGGCAGCCAGAGGCACCAAUUGAAAAAACUUCCCACUGGUCCAGUUGCGGGAAAUGACUGCCAGAAAGCAUGGUUGUUAAGAUGUGAAGGAGAUAGAACAACGCAUGGGUUCCAAACAAAACAGAACGAUGAUUCAUAUAUUUACUUCAAUGGCCUACAUACAAACUUCACUGUAACAUGAAACUGAUAGGAUAUUUUAUCUACAUGGCAAUAUGUUGCUACACUGUUAGGUUACUACAAAGUUACAUCGCGCAUUCAGCGAAAAAUAUUUAGUGCUAACAGUAUUUCUUCUAAUGAACGCCGCCCUCCGAUAAACCCCGCCCUCUAUUGAACGCCGCACCUUCAGCCAACUUUUUGUAAAAAACGCCGCCCUCUGAUAAUCGCCGCCCUCUUUGAAACGCCGCAUCUUGAAAAGCGGCGUUCAUUAGAAAACACACCAAACAAGAAGUAGCCAAUAAUUUAUACGCUAUUCAAAGGCAAAUCAAAAGUUUUUACGUCAUUGAGACGAAGACUCUGAUGAAGACAGGGAUAUUGACAUUCCUUGACAUUUCCAUAACGUGAACACAUCACUUAAAGCAUAUCGAAAGCCUUGAAAUUGAAAACUAUAAGUGAGUUUCUAUUUGAUAUACUCAGCAAUAUAUUAUCGUUGCUGCUUUCUUUAGUCAAGUUAUGUUCUCGUGUACCAAGAUGUUAUUAUACAUGAACUGAAUACACAACCGGUCGUUACUAUUUAACUCUGUCUGGCCUCCAUUUUAAUAGCAGAAGCAAUAGAGAAUAACUUCGUAAAAUAGAGAAUAUUGGAGUAGCUAUGGUUCUAAAGUCUUUCAUUCAAUCCGCCAUUGACCAAUUACAGUAUUACGUUGUAGUAACCUAAUAGACUAUGCGCAGGAGCAUUACUUUAUGUGGCCCAUGUUUAUGGGCUGGUAGUUGUAGUUACGCGCGCCGUUGUUAUCCACGUUGUUCACUGUGUUUCUCACUGCCUCGCCCGCUAUUAGAGUAUUUAUGUCGAAAUCAUGAACAGAAACAUUGAAACUCACAGAGAUUUCAUUGAAAAGGACAUCUCUAGUUUUUUCAAGAUUUUUGCAAGGGAAAGCGUCCUACUAACAGUGCUUUCAAUGGAGCGACAUUGGAACGUUGCUAGGCCUAUUGAUGUAGAGAGCGGGCCUAAAAGACGAAACGGUGGCAAAGGAGGGUUUACAAGUUGUGUGCCACAAUGCUUCAGAAACAGUCGUGUGAAUCGGGAUUUAUCUUUUUACACUAUUUCUAAUGGUAAAAUUAAGGAAAAACUUUGCUAAAAACACGCUGGUUGCAUAUGAUCUCAAGGAGGGAUUUCCACCCCACCGCAGCACAUAGGUGGAAUUCUGGCACACAAAAUGCAAACCCGGCUCUUUGCAUCUCACUGGUGGACGUAAGACGUACAUAAUAAAUGUACCAACCAUUGUUCUAAAAAAGCGAAACAAGAAGCCCUUAAAGGAAAGGGCAACUUUACGCUCAAGAAAGAGAAGUCCUCUGAAGCUUUUUCCUGAAACUAAAAAAGAUUUUGACAAAGAAUACUCCGCUGACAACAGGCUUUUUCUUUGUUUGCAUUCAGCAGCCUUAUCAAAGACAAAGCUAUUGUAUUUGAAACGUUUUAAUGGCUGGUGUCCUGCUGGAGGAACAUUCCAUCUUUACCCUGCUGGAGGAACAUUUCAAAUCUCCCAGGCACGACGCCACUUCAGGAUGUAAAAUUCUCUCAAUCAAUACAAGAGCUUCUUGUAUAUCCCAUCGAUGUGCGUAAUCAAUUGAUCUCACGUUUUUCAUGGAUGCAUGACCUCUUACCUUCACGAAAUUUUGACAGCUUUAAAUGUGGGUUUUACAAAAAAACACCUCUGACUUAGCCUUCUUUCUAUAACCUAUAACCCUGUUUUUAUUACGGAAUGCUUUCGGGGCACUUCCACGCUUUGGCAUAGAAUUUAAUUUGGUAAUCAAAUGGUCAUGAAAUCUUUGGUUGUCGAAGUUUGGAAGGUUCUCCAAAGACUUCGUCAAACCAACUUUAUCAUCUGACAACUUAUCGACAUCUAAGCCCACUUCUUCAAAUUCAUCGACAUCAAUGUCAGUUUCUCUCAUCUUCUGGUGCGCUCCAUUGACAGCACUGUCAGUAGGACCUGUGUCCAUGCAAGAGUUUUGAAAAAACUAGGGAUGUCCUUUUUCAUUAAAUCUCCGUGAGUUUCAAUAUUCCAAUUAUGAUUUCGGCAUAACUACUUUGUUAACAAAGCGAAGCAGUGAGAAACAUGAUGGAUAACAACAUUGCGCGUAACUACAACUACCAGAAUGCGUUGAGUGUGGCAACACCUGUGACGUAAUAAUGGGAUCAGUCUAUUUUCUAACUUCAUGCCCUAUGUUAGAAUCCCGAGGUUACUUCUUGUGUUUGAUAUAUUUCCUAAGGAAAAUUAACUUGGUACAAAACACUUGAACGAGGUCUCACAUGCCACGCCCAUGACCCUCCCACACUGCAUUACGGCCCCCCUUGUUAAAAUUUUACAACUACAUCCCUGGAUCCAAAGGAGCCUUUACACGAGAUCGGAUCCUAAACUAUAUAGCGUUCACAAGGGGACGGAACAAGAUCGAAUCUGUCUUUUAAACAUGCGAAAUUUCAGGCGGAGUUGAAAUUUCGUUUCGUUCUUCAACAUUUGGUAAAGCAAUCUUUGUCGAUAAUCUGUUGCUUUAUCGCGUACAAUCGAAGUAGCCUCCAUUGACCUAAGCAACAGUCUCGUUUUUCUGCCGUGCCUUUGCAGAUCCAAAUCCACAAGUUUAUACAGCGUCGAUGGCGGUAUGGAUCUAAAUGGAUUCGCUUUCUAAUCGUACCCAGGAAGGUAUGGAUCUCUCCCAGAAAAGAUACGGAUCCUACCGUGCCCGUGUAAACGCAAGGCCUAUCGUAGCUAGUUUGGGUACGGAUCUAUGCAGAUCCGCUCCCGUGUAAACGGAGAUUAAGCUGCCACGCACAGCAGAUUCGUUCGUCGCGACCCGUGAUUUUUGUUUUCGAUGUAAAAAUCUGCUACCCUGUUUACACUACGGAAAAAAGAACGAGACUUCUUGGUUCCGUUAUUCUUUCGGUACGAUAGGUUUUUUCAUCGCAUUUACGCUGAAGCAAAAAGGAACUGAACCAAAUUUGAUCCCGUUUACACUUCAGUAAAGAGAAAGGAACUUUCAUGUGAAGCAUGCGUAGUGGCGCGGCGAUGACGCUGAAAUUUUCAGAAGACCUCACUCCAACACUACAAUGCCUGUCAAAAGUCUUGGAACCCUGACGUCAUGUUCCAAUGUCAAAUCAAUCAUCCCCCUCUCCCCCACGGGACAAUGCUGGUUUACUAUGACAUGGGCUAGGAUUUUAGGAAGCACUUUCUCUUGCGCUUCUUUUAAGAUAUUUCUCUAAAUUAUCAACAUUGUUUUAGGGGAAAGACGGCGGAAGUAGUAUUUUUUUCGGAAAAGGAAUGACAGAUAUAAAAUACAAUGCAAAUUGCUGGGUGUUUCAAGGGCUUUUGGCAGGCAUUUUAGAUUGAGCCGCGUUUUCAAUCGUUACCAAAAAGUUGCCUUCCUGGCCGUUUACAUUUGAGAGAACAAGCACGAUUUUGGAACGGAACCAAAGAGUUUCGCUUUUCAGCGAAACCAAAGAGGAACGGAACUGUUCUCAAUCUAGCAGGGAAACGAGAUACCUAGUGGAAAUGCAAGGCCUAUUGUCGCUUUUUCUAGCACGAAACCAAGGAGUUUCGUUCUUUUUACUGUAGUGUAAACGGGGUCUAAAAACUAAAUAUUUUUAUUGGAAGAGACAAUUUUUUUGAAAACAAACAUGUUUGGUAUUUUUUCGAUCGCUUGAGACGAAAGACAAAAAUUCGUUGUGCGCGGGACUACAAAUCUUGGAUCAUGUGACAAUUGGGGCCAAUCAAAGCGCACAGACUGUAUGUUUUUCUUUCAAAGUGGCCUGAACGAUAUCAAAGUUUUCGCAAAGAAAUGAUAGAUACAUUAACCGACAAGUUUCGCAAAUGCAUGAUUGUACCUUUGAUUGUAUUUUGACUGUCUAACAGCUUACCUGGCACAAAAUCUUCGUUGUAAUAGAGACAUCGAAGCUUUGACCCUUCGAGAAUUAAUUUGCCUUUGACAAGAUUUCCAGCAUCUACGGUUUAAUCAAAUCCGCUUAAGGUUUCAUUUUAAAAAAUAUAAAUUUUGUUUGAAGUCAAUCUUCUCCUAACUUCUAUUUAAAAUUUUAUCCACAAACAAGGUGGGUUACAUUUUAAGUCAAUGUACACUUAUAUACGAUUCGGUAUAUUUCUGUUUGAAUUUUACUCAAUAACACAACUUUUCGACAAACUGUAAUAGCAUACGUCUUUGAAGAUAAAUACCAAUUUCCAAAUUAUGGCAGUUCGCAACGAGAUCUCGCGCAUUCAGGAUCAUUUCAGGCACAUUUCAAGCGUUCGAGCCUCCCUUUACCUAUCAUAUAACGUGCAAAGUAGAGUUUUCUAUAUAAACGCUGUUGUAUUUUUGGUGUGCAUUGCCAAAUUUUGGCGUGCGAAACCAUACUGACUUCGUGCAUGCACUUGCCAUACACAGCAGACUGGAACCAAUGUUGACAAACAUUGUUUUCUUGAAAUAAGCUUGGAAGAUGGUGUCGUUGGCAAUUUUGACUAGUCAGAUUUGAAAAAAGCAAACAUUUUACAACAUGUUGGCUAAAAGCUUUUUCGUCUGACACUCCUCAGAGCAUAAAACGUCAGAACAAGGGUCCCAAAGAACACGAUGUUAAAUAUAUACCCAGUUGUGGAUCGAAAUAGGCCAAUCAGAAAAAUGCAAGCACAAGACCGAUUUAGUUGACCAAUCAUUGUCGCGUGCCUAAAGAAAAAUUGCCACUGGAGUCCAAGAGUGAAAACGAACUCCUUCUGUCUACACAAUGGUGGCUUUUGCGUUUGUAUGUAGAUCGAUUCCAAAACUGCUAGAUGGAAAGACGACCGGGCUUUGCCAGUUAUCCGAAACAUAAAUAACGAUCAAUGUAAGUAAAUUGUACCAGGAUAAUUUUUUAAAAUAAUUAACGCCUUGAUAGCGGGCUAUGCUCGAAACGUCGUUGAUUAUUUUAAAAAAAAUUUCCUGGUACAAUUUACUUACAUUGAUCGUUUUUUUUUUCAUCAUAUUGUACCGCACGCAUUUUAGUAUAUUUAUCCGAAACAUGUCGUCAUUAUAGAGUUUUUUCACAAUCUGGGUUGCUUAAAAGAUGUUGACCGAUAGCAGAAUCACUUGUUUAAACUGUGCUUCUAGACCUACAAGACCAAAAAGUUAUUGGAUGCAGAAAUCUCAUGACAUUAUAGUCACCACGAUAAAAGCAGGAGACCCCUGCUGUUGGUAUCCACUCUUUCACGGGGUAAAUAUAUCUUACCAAAGAUGUGUUUUUUCAUAAGAUAUUAACCAUGACGAGAACGUUGCGACAAUUUACAAUACGGAAAUGGAAUCAGAAUGAAACAAGGUACUUACGUGUUGAUGAAUAAAAUGUAACAACUGCAUAAUUGCGGUCAGCAACCAAGUCGAUUUUGUUGAUUGUCAAAAGGCCUGUAAUUGCACGAACAUUUUGCUCCAGUUCACGUUCUGUUGUACCUUUCGGAAUGCCAAAGAUCAAUACUUGUUUAGUGAACUCAACAACAAGCAAUUCCAGGUUAGAACCCAAAGCUGUUGUCCUUGCUUUUUUCUUCAGAUCAUCUAAGUCUGUGAAUAAAAGGAUUAUCUUAACAGAUCCGAUCCGAGCCGAAACAUAGAUAGGCUUCCCGUUUACGAUUCAUUUUAUCAUUUUUUCAUUUUAUAAUAUUUAUACAGGUUAAAGGUUCAUACAUAUGUUUUUCAACCUGACCUGUUUAAAAGAAUAAAAUAAGAGCUAAUAACUAUGUUAAAAUACUAGUAACAAAAGAAAUUUACCAAUUAAACCUAAUUUACAAUAUCUAAUAAUACUAAGGCUAUAAAAAGUGAACGUAAAGAUGAAAUAAAAGUUGUCCCCGACUAUAGUUGUUCCUUGAAGGUUUUCAGGGAGGGGGCCAAUUUGGUAGCCCUUUCUAGAUUAUUCCACAGUUUUGGACCGCGAUAAGAAAAAGCCUUUUGGCCAUUUAUUGUUUUUAGCAGCGGUAUCUUAAGAUCAGUUUCUGAUGAACGCGAUUCACUCUAGAAUUGACCCUAGUUCCAUAAAUCACCUUCUCUCGAGACAAACAUUCGGACUUGUAAUUGGCUUUUUUCGUUUUUGCUUUCAUUAUUGCUUUGGGAGCCGGCAGAUGCAGGGCCGGGAUUUGUCUUCAUAUCUCCAGCAAGAAGAGUUGUGGAUGCAAACUGAAAACAUAUGGAGCUGUUAAGAAUACAAUUUUUUCAUAAGAAAAAUGUUAUAAGGACACGAGCCGCAAAAUUGAUUCAAAGUUAAGAACAAAUUGAGCUGAGCUGAGCUGAGACUGAGCUGCUAUAGAAUGUAAUUUUAAACAAUGUUUGAACAAUUUUGAAGUAAAAGAAAGCCAAGCCUCAUGACCUCCACCUUGACCUUAUGACCUUAUGACCUCCACCUAGUACUCAUCUCCAUAUCCUACUGACUUUAGAGAAUGGUCUGAGCUGAAAGGCCGAUGCUAAACGUUGAUCGGUGGACAAUUCUGCAUGUCCUUCCAAUUCUGCAUGUGUUUUCUCCUAUCCCUGAUGACACCCUUUUCAAUUUUGAAUGGUUUUUUCAGCUUUCCCUUCUGUACUUACGAUUGUAGCAUUCUUAUCUAUCGUUGCAAACUAUCUAUGUAAAAAAGAGGCGAAAAUGCAAAAACGGAUACUUUUGAAAACGCCAACAGCAAUGUUUUCACAGCGUUUUCAUAUUCAUCCGGGGCGAAGCAAUGUGAACACUUCAUCGUUUUCGUAGCAUUUUCACAUUUACCUAGAGCAGUGUGAACAGGUAAAACGAAUAAAAACGAAUACGAAGCAGUGUGAACAAUCAUUUUCUGGAAACUGGCUUGAGUCUCGUCUUUUACUAAGCACAAUGGAUUUAAAUCCAUAAUAUGCCAUAUCACCUUAAAAUGGCGACCCUUAAGCAUCUGUAUCGUAUGCAAAUUCACCUUGGGCUGUGGUAAGUUUUGAAAAGAUGCAGUUUCGAGAAAUUUGAUUUGAGCAGCUUUACGUAAACCUUUUGAUACUUACUUAUUUCAACUGGGCGUUUGAACCCUACCAUUGCAGACUUUUUGUCAUAGCUAAAUUUAACAUUUGAAACAGCCAUGUCACAAAUAAAUCCCAUCCAUUGCUCCAUUGCGUUUUCAUCCAUAGAAGGACUGAAAUUCUUAACAAGGAAUUGUUUCUUGUUAAUAUUUUUGCCAACUGAUCUUCCAUCCUGCCUCGGGCCUAAAAUGAUAAUAUAACGGACUGAAUUCCACAUGCUUUCACUGUUGCAAAGAUGUUUGUCCAAAUUACUAGCGCUAAUCAUCCAGCUUUAAAUCGAAAGAAUAGGGAGGUUAAGUGAUGACGUCUCGAAAAACAUAUUAUUUGUAAAAACAGCGUGAAAUAACUCGGAAUCAACUAAAUACAUCAGAGGUUGGCUGAGAUAUGCAGGGACAGAUUUUAGAGGCAGGGUGGCUUUUCAUUCUACGUUGAUGCCAAGCUUAUGAUUUAGCUAAAAUUAAUUGCAUUAGCAAUCUUGUGUUAUAUUUAGGUAACUCGGUACCUUCAAUGUGUUUAUAAACCAUAAUUAAAAAACACACAUAGACAGGGAAUUUUUAACAACAACCGAGCAAAGUGCCUAACCUUAGUUUUUGCUCUUGAUUUGGGUACUUUCAGCCUUGCUGAAUAUUUUAAGCAUUGGAUACAUUUUUGUAACACAAUAGAAAUCACAUGAUCGAUGACGUCUUUUCUCCCGUCAUCAAAAUUUUAAUUCUCUUUUUUGAAAAAUCGCUCAAACCAUCUUCUUUGGCAUUGUAAUAGGAGCAAAAAGUUUUAAAAAAUAAACUCUAUCAGACCUGUAGAUAACGAGUUAUUGCUAUUUAAAGUUUGCAUGACGUCAUCAAAAUGGCGGUUCUGCAAUUUUCAAGCAUGUGGAAUUCAAAGGCUGGUUGUCGUAAUUUAGGUUGCUUUAUCUCGAUUUUGAAGUUUUUUGACCUUCGUGUUAUUCAGCAACUCAAGAAUGUCAUUUGAGUUGAUAUAUUUGCUCGCCUUGGAAACUAAGUAUUGAACAAAAAUGCAAGCAAAAGGAAAACGUUCUAAUAAAAAUUUGUCUUCAAAAAGGCUAUACUGAAGAGGAGCUUUCGUCAGCAAUGAAAGACCGUUGAUUCGUCAGCAUCAACUGCAACAUCGCCUGUAAUUGUGAUGAUUGAGUGCAAGAGGUAUCAACUCAUGCUUGGCAUGUAUGUCAAGGUAACCACUAAAAAAUCUUACUUUGUAAUCCCUGUUCUACCAAGUUCAUUGUUGACACACUUGUGCCCCUAUACCCUAAAAGGCAAGACACAAAUCAAAUUACAAUGAAAAGGUGAAAAGCUGCGGAAAGUUUUAUGGCCUUCACAAAAUUUUUAGGUGCAAUGCCAAUAUUGAUUGAAAUACCAAUGCAAAACAUUGAUAUAAAUAUUAAUGCAAAUUAUUAUUCAAAACUGGUCGACCAUACCUGUCAUUCUAGGUAGCGUUAGUUAAAAUUGUCAAGGUAACCACUAAAAAAUCUUACUUUGUAAUCCCUGUUCUACCAAGUUCAUUGUUGACACACUUGUGCUCCUAUACCCUAAAAGGCAAGACACAAAUCAAAUUACAAUGAAAAGGUGAAAAGCUGCGGAAAGUUUUAUGGCCUUAACAAAAUUUUUAGGUGCAAUGCCAAUAUUGAUUGAAAUACCAAUACAAAACAUUGAUAUAAAUAUUAAUGCAAAUUAUUAUUCAAAACUGAUCGACCAUACCUGUCAUUCUAGGUAGCGUUAGUUAAAAUUGUCAAGGUAACCACUAAAAAAUCUUACUUUGUAAUCCCUGUUCUACCAAGUUCAUUGUUGACACACUUGUGCUCCUAUACCCUAAAAGGCAAGACACAAAUCAAAUUACAAUGAAAAGGUGAAAAGCUGCGGAAAGUUUUAUGGCCUUAACAAAAUUUUUAGGUGCAAUGCCAAUAUUGAUUGAAAUACCAAUACAAAACAUUGAUAUAAAUAUUAAUGCAAAUUAUUAUUCAAAACUGAUCGACCAUACCUGUCAUUCUAGGUAGCGUUAGUUAAAAUUGUCAAGGUAACCACUAAAAAAUCUUACUUUGUAAUCCCUGUUCUACCAAGUUCAUUGUUGACACACUUGUGCUCCUAUACCCUAAAAGGCAAGACACAAAUCAAAUUACAAUGAAAAGGUGAAAAGCUGCGGAAAGUUUUAUGGCCUUAACAAAAUUUUUAGGUGCAAUGCCAAUAUUGAUUGAAAUACCAAUACAAAACAUUGAUAUAAAUAUUAAUGCAAAUUAUUAUUCAAAACUGAUCGACCAUACCUGUCAUUCUAGGUAGCGUUAGUUAAAAUUGUCAAGGUAACCACUAAAAAAUCUUACUUUGUAAUCCCUGUUCUACCAAGUUCAUUGUUGACACACUUGUGCUCCUAUACCCUAAAAGGCAAGACACAAAUCAAAUUACAAUGAAAAGGUGAAAAGCUGCGGAAAGUUUUAUGGCCUUAACAAAAUUUUUAGGUGCAAUGCCAAUAUUGAUUGAAAUACCAAUACAAAACAUUGAUAUAAAUAUUAAUGCAAAUUAUUAUUCAAAACUGAUCGACCAUACCUGUCAUUCUAAAUGGAGUAGCCCUGUUUGGCUGUAUGUUUGUAGGCCCAAAACUAGGGUGCUGCUGUCUGGGCUCUAUGAUAAAAGUGCUGAAAUUUCUUAGCAGGAGAAUGAUGAUAAAAUUGAAAAAUAGCCAGAUGGAAAUUGUAAAUAAAUAUAAGGUAGUAGUAAACUUUAAAAAUGCCAUUAUUGAAAAAUGUUAUUUUCUUUUUACAAACCUUUGAAUUUAAAUGUUGGAUGACGUGAAUUACAAUAUUCAUUUGUGCACUGUUUGUUUUGCCAGUCAGAACAAACAGAAUCUGACUUUUUGGCUGCACCCCAAUGUCUGAAGGGACAAUUCUGGAAGCAAAAAUUAUAUUGUUAAGUUCAAAAGGGUUUUAAGCAGGGGCAUUGUGGCACCUAGAGGACGGCCGGGAAAAAAUAACCAUAAAGGGACCCAUUCUUUCCAGAAAAACUGUUUUUUGCUAUUGGUGCAAGCGGGGCAGUUGGGCAAAAUAUCAUAAAUAGUAAUGACACAGCAACAGAGGUGGCGCCACCAAAUCUAGUUUAGUGACUCCAUGGUUGGGUCCGACGUGAAAGAAAAGCUUUGAAUUUGGGCCUUCUAGAACGGCUGAAAAUUCAUCUUCUAGACUACAAUUUAACAAAUUACUAAACCGCGCAGAAUAGAAGAUUCGACGAUUCUCAGAAAAGCAUUGAUUGUUGAUAUUUUGGAAAAAUUUGGAAAAGGAGGAAAGAAACAAAGUGUGACCUUUGCUUCAGAGUGCACAUCGAUGUGAAUAACAAGAAGCUGUUGUAUUUAUUGAGAGAAUUUUACUUCUUAAACAGAAAUGUGUAUCUUUUUUGUCUCGAUUAUUUUCAUAUGCCAUGUUUACACAUCCAAAAUGCAGACAAGGCAAUGAUACAGAAAGUUAUUUACUGAAUCGAUGCAAAUAAUAAACAAAUAAUAUAAAUAUACCUAAAUAAAAUGGCUUUGAAAAAAGCAAACAUUUCACAACAUAUUAACUGAGAGCUUUUUCGUCUGACACUCCUCAGAGCAUAAAACGUCAGAAUAAAGGUCCGAAAGAACACGAUGAAAAAUAUAUACCCAGUUGUGGAUCGAAAAGGCCAAUCAGAAAAACGCAAGCACAAGACCGGUGUUGUUGACCAAUCAGUGCCGCGUGCCUAAAGAGAAAUUACCACUGGGGUCCAAGAGAGAAGAGAAAACGAACUCCUUCUGUCUACACAAUGGCAGCUUUUUCGUUUGUAUGUAGAUCGAUUCCAAAACUGCUAGAUGAAAGGACGACCGGGCUCUGCCAAUUAUCCGAAACAUGUCGUCAUCAUAGAGUUUUGCACAAUCUGGGUUGUCUAAAAGAUGUUGACCGCUGGAAGAAUCAUUUGUUUUAACAGUGUUUCUAGACCUACAAGAGCGAGGAGGCUGUUCUUUUUGAGGGGCAGUUUUGUUUCUUAUGUUGGAAGGAACAUGUUGUUUUAUCCUAUCCCCCAAUCUUUGGGUUGUGCGUCCUACGAAUCUACUUCUAAAUAUGAUAAAAAGGAAAAAAAGACGGGGUGUUUUGACUGGUCAAACAUUUCUUCUUGCUAGAAAAAACCGGAGAGGUCGGCGAAGCAUGUGGGAAAGACAUUCAUCUUUGCGGCAAUUUGUUCGUACCUGCUACGUACUUUCAUCCAUUCCAGGUUACUGUGGGCUUGGAUGGACUGGUAGUCUUUCAUCACCUCACCUCACUUUGAAAUUCCUUCCUUUUAGGGUUGGCUUCCAUUUUCCCACGAGCUUGCUUAUUUUGGGGCGCUUUUGUAUUCUCCAUUUAUUCAAAUUGAUUAAAGAAUUCAGAGAUAGCUCAGAGAUAAAUCGAAAUGAUGAAAUCCAUCUCUAUUAUGGACAUGCGCAUUAAAAAUCAUUUGCUUAUUUUGGCGCGCAAAUGGCAGAACGGAGCGAUUGCGUUCCCGUCUGAACAUAAACAAAAAUCGAUACGCAAUCGUUCCGUUACCGUGUGAACAGUAUACCUUUCCGUUCCAGACACUGGAACAAAAAUGGAACGGAACGAUAGCGUUCCCGUGUGAACUACAUCGUGUGACUGUUAUGAGUUUUGAGUGUCUCGCUUGCUGAAGUUGUGUUCGCAAUCAUUAUUGAGUUUUGUUAUGUUGUCAGGUAUACGCUCGUGAUUUCUUUACGCUAUUUCUGCGAAACUCGACAUAACUUUCAACAUAACAUGGAAUCCAUAUCAACCUUAAAAAAUGCCCUCAACAGCUAUUUUUCGACUGGGGUACUGGUACCCAGUCCUCUUUUAGGUAUAACACUACAGUGUUUUCACUUUCAAAGUUAUAAAAAUGAAACUUUUGCCAGGCGUUAUUUGAUGUGCUGAAUAAAAUGAGAUGCAAUAACGGCUUCGAAAUUCCACAAAAGAACUUUUUAGACUACGGUACUUGUACCCAGUCCUAUAUUGGGUCUUGCACUUUGACUUUGUAACCAUGCAAUUUAUAGGACUGGGACAUUGUUUCCUGGUGUAAUCUGAAGUGCUAGAUAGAAUGAAAUGUAGAUGUAGUUUUAAAACUUCACCAAAGGCUUUAUACCUAGUCCACUGUUGGUUAUCGCACUACAACUUUAUGACUGCGCAAGUUGUACAACUGAAACUUUGUUUUCUGGCCAAAUCUGACAUCCUUAGUUAGAUAGAGUAUAUGUUUAGUCUGCAAAUCAAAGAAAUCAAUUACCUAAACACCUAUAAAAUAUAUUUUUCAUAUAACUUGAUGGGCUAAUUACUUUAUAUUAAGACAUUACCGUUUUAGAAAAGCUUCGAUGAGAAACACUUAUAAUCCAUGAAAAUUGCAAAGAAAAUGUGAAAGAAAUUUCUGAACAUCAACAUAUACAUUCUACAAGGGACUUUAUGCAAAGUUGUUAGAAAAAAUAAUACUGCGCCUACGGGAGGAAAAGGAGAAGGUACUUUUGACGUAAAAUAAAAAUAUAAAAAAGUGCAAAGAUAGACUGCAGACUAUGAAAAACAGUGUAACAAAUUGUUUAGGCUAUAGAACCGAGAUUUGAAGAAGUUUUGAAAGGAAAGCUGAAGAGCAGUUUCAGAAAAAUUGUGAUUUUGCCAACAUUAAGGGCCCUGAAAAUGUUCUUGAAACACUUUUAAACUCUUGCAAGUUAUGCUAAAACAGUGUAGCAGACCAUGAUCUAUCGAUUACAUUUCAAAUAAUAUUUUCAUCAUUUUUCUGAGUUAUUAAAGGAAAGCUGUUUUCACAAAACGCACAUUUUUGUAAAAGACUUCCAUAUUACCAUCUAUUUAUGAAAAUAUGAAAAAAACAGCAAAUCUAUGGUAUUUGUGAUGUUUCAAAAUGAAAUCAUUUCUACAGACUUGAUUAGUCAAAAGUUAAUAAAGAAAAACUGGAGGGUAGUGUGCGUACGAAUCGUCAAAGCAAAUCGUCUGAAUGGUCAGGCCUAUAUAAAUCAAUGAUAAAACUUUGUCUGCGAUUUGUGAUAUUUAAAAAUCGGUUCCAAGAAUAAACUUGAUAUAAUGUUAUAAAAGUGAAACUGGAAGGUGGUAUGCGUGCAAAUCCUCAGGAUCGUCAGUCUUUCAUAAUUGAAUAGAACAGGUUUUGCCGUCGCUGCCAUUUUAGGUCAAGUGUUGUGUCGCAACUCAACUCAUUCAGUUCAUUCAACAACAACUAUUACCUACAAUAUAAAAACUGUAUAUAUGCGUAACAAGAAUGAGAUUUACAAGGAAUUUUCAUCACAACAGUAAUUUUGAAUAAUAUAGAGUCACGUCGCCCCUUCUGGAACGAUUCGAUUUUAUCAUGAAUUCUGACUGUGCAAUGAUAAAAAUAAAUAUGAAGGAGUUUAGGUUUGUUUAUCUUCAAAAAACGCGCGAAAUUAUUUUGCUGACGACAUUAGUUGAACUCUUUGCUAAUUAUCGUUGUUUCAUUUUGUUUUUAAAAGCUAAGAGAAUAUUUUAAAAGUAAGCGAAAUGUAAACGAAAAAGUUGUCAUUAGACCUUCAACCCUAUUUUUUUGCUGCACCUCAACUUUCUUGGUCAUUCCCUCGGUCGGUUUUUUAGCUAAAACAAAACCAACCCCCACAACGUGUUUCUUCAUCUCCCUUAAACGAAUAUUCGUUGGAAUCCAAACAAUAGCUUGCACAAUUUUCAUUCACCGGGAUUUUUUAUCAGGAGCACUUUCAUUGGCCUAGUGGCUUCUUCGAUGGAACGGCGGGCUUCCUGUUGUGAUUCUCAACAAUUCAUGAGUGGCUGAACGUGUGACACGUGAUAAAGUCUCAUUCAAGUAAGAAAACCAAACUUGGGGAUAGCUUUAUUCCUUCUUUACUCUGAAUUUGCAAAAAAUGGCUCAACGAAAGUCUGAUUUGAUACUGACGAAUGAUAAAGGUAGAAGGAAAGAAGGCAGAAAAUAAUUCCCGGUUUUUCUCCAUUGUGCGCUUUUCUGCAUGCCUAAAUUUGAGUCGUUCCAAAAGGGGCGAUGGCCUAAGUUUUUCACGAAGAAAAGUAGCCUGUAGUAAUGUUGCUCGUGCAGAAAGAGAGAAAAACCGAUAAGACUGUCUUUACACAAGCAUGUAGAUUAUACAGCAAAGAAUGUGCUUGUAGUACUUUUAUUUUAUUAGGAAGUACCAAAAAGCUGAGGAAAUAAUUUUUACUGAAAUCGUUCCAUAAGGGGCGACGUGACUCUAAUUUGAUAGGAUGUUGUCUAGGACACUGAGAUUGAAAUCAUAAAUGAUUUUCGAGCCCAGUGCCCUAAGGCUUAAGGUAAAUCAGUAAUAAUUUUAGUUAUACAUUUUGAUAAAUUUCAAGUGUAUCUUGUACAGUUUUUUUAAAUUUGUAUUUUUUAAUUCAAUGAGUAUAUAAUGGCCUACCCCUCAUAGUGGUUGUGAUUCACGCAUUCAAACUCAAACUCAAACUCAAAAUAUUUUUUUUUUCAACAUAAAAUUGAUUAAUUACAAUAUACCGGUUAACAUAAUUAUACUAAAUAUAAAAUAUCCAAGUUAAUAUGGCUAAAUAACAAUGAAUGGUCAAUCGCAAUAUUUUAUAGAACAGCAAUGAGAAUUAAACAAUUUUAGGCUGAUGGACACAUGGAAAGAACUUUGGGCAAGCUAUCGAGCCAUGUAUCCAAAUUGACGUGUUUAUAAUGACGAUUUUAAGUUUGAAUAAUAACAGUAAGAUAUAACAAGAAUAAAAUAAAGUAGAACGAAAUAAAAAUAAGACUAUGUGUAAUAUUGUAAUAACAGCUAAGUGCAAUUAUAAAAAAAUCAUAAAGUAAUCAAGCCUACAGAUGUCAAAAUUUGUUCGUAAGAAAAUAUUUCAUCUGUUUCACAAAGUGGUGUUUAUUAUCCAUUUUUUUUAACUCUAUAGGUAGGGAGUUCCAAAAUUUAAUACCAUCGAAAGUGAGAAAGUUUUUUUUAAAGUUUGUAGAGAUGGAUGGAAGAGAAAAACCUUCAGAAGAAGAUUGCCGUGUAUUAUAAUUGUGUACAUUUUUUGUUUUUACAAACUCGCCUUCAAGAGAAGCUUUGUCAGAGCUAAUUUGAUAUAUCAUUUUUGCUGUCUCAAGCAGGUAAAGUUUAUCAAAGUUAAAUAUUUUAAGGCGUUUGAA
Rhopilema esculentum is the source of this 33747-nucleotide messenger RNA. Its product is annotated as DNA repair protein complementing XP-C cells homolog. Gene Ontology annotation, cellular component: nucleotide-excision repair factor 2 complex; nucleus; XPC complex. Lineage: Eukaryota; Metazoa; Cnidaria; Scyphozoa; Rhizostomeae; Rhizostomatidae. Gene Ontology annotation, molecular function: single-stranded DNA binding; damaged DNA binding. The record is from RefSeq and is a predicted model, not a curated record. Gene Ontology annotation, biological process: mismatch repair; nucleotide-excision repair.